GGAAGAAAGAAAAAGCCAAUGUAGAUCUUCUUUUAACCUCUAUGUAGUUGAUACAUCUUUCAAAGGAUUUUAAUCGAUGCAUGGUAUGCUUGGAGUUGAACAGUUCCGGAAUGCUUCGUUAUGGUUAUGGACUCUGGAAAUGCCCCAGAAUCGCUGUACAGUUACGACAGAAAAUCUUGGGAGAAUGUCGGAAAUCGCGUUUGGGUGUUCCGGGAUGAAGAUGAUGAAGACAAUUCGACGCAGUUCAGACGCACGUCGUUCACGGAUCAUCCAGCGAUUUGGGGCUUGUUGUUGGCUAUGGGGGUGAUGGUGUUGCUGGGAAUCGCGACAUCUGUAAUUAUUUCAAUCGUAACUAAAGUGCGGGAGCGAAAAGCAGCUGCUGAGCAUGAAAAGCAGCUGAAAAUUCGCCGUCAAGAAGUGCGAGAUCUGAGGGAACAACUUGCAAAACUUCUCGAGAACGACCCUGAGUUCCAGCAAGCUCUUGGCGUCCACAAACGCGCUGCUUUGAUGCGCUCUUCUUCAGCGGAAGCAGCUACAUUGAUUGAUGCUGUAGCACAUCGCAGAAGUUGGGAAGACACUGGCGAAGAUCACUCCAAGACCAUGUCGUACAGCGAACGAAGGCAGAUGAUUAAAUACAUUCGAAAGAACCGCAGGGAAAUUGUGAAAGAGCUGAAAUUUAAUCUCCAAGCAAACCAGACCCACGCUUUUUCUACCAGGGACUCCGUAUCUCCGGGCUUUAUCCUGACUUGAACUACAGCACCACGAAAGGAUCAACAAACACGGUGUUUCUGCUGUCAUCCUGAAAUCUUAUCUGGAUUCAAAAUGUCACAGGUCGAGAGGAAGAAGAGAGAGAGAGAGGAAAUGGACUCAAUUCGUUGUCAAACUAUGACGAAAUAAGACAAUUGCUGAUUUUUCGAACCAUUACUCCGCUGCAUUUCCCUUCAGCAAAAUGCAUUUCGCAAACCAUAUUCCUAAUUUUCUACAGAAGCAAUCACGUACGCGUAUAACUGAAAAUAACGUUUUGAUUCGGAAAAUUGUUGAUGUCACGGAAAAAGAAGAACGGAAUAUGCGUACAGUACUUCCAUCGAU
Messenger RNA from Notodromas monacha, 1089 nucleotides. The record is from the annotation of a GenBank genome assembly. NCBI's taxonomy places the organism in Eukaryota, Metazoa, Arthropoda, Ostracoda, Podocopida, Cyprididae.